AUGAGUACAAACACUUCAAAUCAAAUCACCAAAACAUCCCCAUCUGAAGUUUUGAACGAACUGAAUAGCGAGUUUGUCAAGUCCUGGCACGACGUAGCUCUAGUGUCUAAUCUCACUCGUGCAAACGUCAUGAUGUAUUUUACCCAGCGCUCGAAUCCCUUUUAUGAUCGAAGGUCUAAUAAUGAGCUCCUUAAACAUCCUCACAACAAACCGAUGGAUCUACUGAGAACAAUGCAGGGAUUAGAGUACGAUUUGAUUUAUGAAGAGGCACCGAUUCUGUUCGUAGUCCAAAAAAGGAAGCGUCACAGUCCGACGCAGGUCACACCGAUUGCGAACUAUUACAUAAUAGCUGGUGAUGUUUACAGAGCGCCUGAUUUGAACAGAAUUUUGAGUUCGAGACUUGCGACUUCGUGUGAUUAUUUGAACGAAGCGUUCCAAGAAUUGACCUCAACUGAUCUUCUGUCCUCUGAGAACGAUAAAGAUGAGUCCGAAAGUAGUAGUAUUUCUGGAUCUGGUAGUACAAGUAUAGGAGGCAUUCGCUGUAUUUCGUCCAAAGAUGAGAAAGAGUUUGAGAAGAGCCGUUUGGUGACUUCGUUUCAGAUCCACAGAAUCGACGGGCUGUUGAACUCAAUGAUGAAUAAUUAUGUCCCAGUUAACUUGCGGGCAUCGACACUGGAUAUAAAGAAUGAGAACUUAACUGAAUCUGGCGAGGGGUCAGCCAAUGAAGGUCCAGAUGCGAAGCGCCAGAGGCCAAACUGA
Symsagittifera roscoffensis is the source of this 759-nucleotide messenger RNA. Its product is annotated as mediator of RNA polymerase II transcription subunit 6-like. Gene Ontology annotation, cellular component: core mediator complex; mediator complex. Gene Ontology annotation, molecular function: transcription coactivator activity. The coding region runs from base 1 to 759 and encodes 252 amino acids. Lineage: Eukaryota; Metazoa; Xenacoelomorpha; Acoela; Convolutidae. The record is from RefSeq and is a predicted model, not a curated record. Gene Ontology annotation, biological process: regulation of transcription by RNA polymerase II. The transcript has a single exon.